ACGUCGCGGCGCGGCGCGCUGCAUGCGCCGUGCGCGCCGCAGCCCCGUAACCGUAAUUCCUGUAAUUUACGGAGGGACGUGACGACGACGAUGCCGUCGUGUCGUGCCUGACUCGAUGAAAUAACGAUGAAAUAACGCUUUUUUUCUGAGCGUACGAGGUGGGAACUGUUAAAUCGACCGACAGAAAGUUAUGCGCAGCGUUAUUGUGAUGUGUCCGUGUAGUAUUAUCAACAGUCAAGUACUCGUUCUACUCUGCAGAUGUUUUUCGUACAGGUGCCGGGUGCGUAGAACAUAGCUGGCAAAAUGGGCAAAUUGUUGUCAAAGAUCUUUGGCAACAAGGAGAUGCGUAUCCUCAUGUUAGGACUGGAUGCAGCAGGAAAAACUACAAUAUUGUAUAAACUUAAAUUAGGACAGUCUGUGACAACUAUACCAACUGUAGGAUUCAAUGUAGAAACAGUUACCUAUAAGAAUGUUAAAUUUAAUGUGUGGGAUGUAGGUGGUCAAGAUAAAAUACGUCCGUUAUGGCGUCAUUACUAUACAGGAACGCAAGGACUUAUUUUUGUAGUAGACUGUGCGGAUCGAGAUAGAAUCGACGAAGCCCGUCAAGAACUUCAUCGAAUCAUUAAUGAUAGGGAAAUGCGUGAUGCGAUAAUUUUAAUCUUUGCUAAUAAACAAGAUCUUCCGGAUGCAAUGAAACCGCACGAAAUACAAGAGAAACUGGGAUUAACUAGGAUACGAGAUAGAAAUUGGUACGUUCAGCCAUCUUGUGCCACAACGGGAGACGGGCUUUACGAAGGCCUUACGUGGUUAACCAGUAAUCAUAAAUUAUGAGCAAAUAUUUAUUUUUCACAAAUUAGUUAUAUAUACAGAGAAUAUACGUUUGCUUUGUAUUUUUUAUUUUAAUUUAUCAUAUGGAGGCUCCAUCAAGACGAACAGCAACUGACAAUGAUAUAUUUGACAACAUCUUUUUUACUAGUACAGUUAUCACAUAUGCAAAAGAAGGAAAAAAAAAGGGAAAUGAUAUAAAGAUGACUAUUAAUGGUGUGUUCCAAUAAUAUCGCUCCUAGGGAAAUAGUAAUUUAUUGUAAACGAGGUACCAAGGGUUUACGCGUAACCUUUGUUAUACUAGCUAUUUAUCCCAUGUCAUGGAAAUAAUUACCGAAUAAAGUUACGCUAGCGGGUUUAAUACCGCUCUCUGUACAUGUAACAUA
Molecule: messenger RNA, 1211 nt
Organism: Acromyrmex echinatior (Panamanian leafcutter ant)
Lineage: Eukaryota; Metazoa; Arthropoda; Insecta; Hymenoptera; Formicidae
Gene: Arf51F
Product: ADP-ribosylation factor 6
Molecular function (GO): GTPase activity; GTP binding
Source: RefSeq, a predicted model, not a curated record